UGUGCAACCAGUAAAACAACCGCGUAGAGAGUGGAGACGUUAAAAAACGUCACAUGAGAUUUCCCGGAACUCUGAACUUUUCCCAUUUUCUUAUUCAGCGUCUGUACGAGCUGCUCUGAAGAGGAAAACUUCACACUUCAUGUCGAUGCAGAGUUGGUGCUGAGUGUCAUUAUGAGAUGUCGUCUCCAAGUGCCUCCUUCGUGCAAAUCAAGUUCGAUGACAUUAUCUUCUACGAGAACUGUGGCGGCGGCAGCUUCGGGAGUGUGUACCGAGCCAGGUGGAUCUCCCAGGACAAAGAGGUGGCGAUAAAGAAACUGCUCAAGAUUGAAAAUGAGGCUGAAAUCCUGAGUAUCCUCAGCCACCGUAACAUCAUCCAGUUUUAUGGCGCGAUUGUUGAGGCUCCCAACUAUGGAAUUGUGACCGAGUAUGCGAGCGGUGGAUCGCUGUAUGAUUACCUGUCCAGUCCCGAGAGUGAGGAAAUGGACAUGGGCCAGAUCAUGACGUGGGCUGCAGAGAUUGCCAGAGGAAUGCACUAUUUACAUUCAGAGGCCCCCGUUAAGGUGAUCCACCGUGACCUGAAGUCCAGGAAUGUUGUUGUGGCAGCAGACAAGGUUCUUAAGAUCUGUGACUUUGGGGCAUCCAAGUUCCUGACCCACACAACACACAUGUCCCUGGUGGGCACGUUUCCCUGGAUGGCUCCGGAGGUGAUCCAGAGUCUGCCUGUAUCUGAGACCUGUGACACUUUCUCCUUCGGUGUGGUGCUUUGGGAAAUGCUCACCCGUGAGAUCCCCUUCAAAGGCCUGGAAGGUUUACAAGUGGCCUGGCUCGUGGUGGAGAAAAAUGAGAGGUUAACCAUCCCAAGUGGCUGUCCUGCCAGCUUCGCUGAGCUCAUGAGGAACUGCUGGGCAACAGACCCAAAAGAAAGGCCAAUGUUCAAGCAGAUCCUCUCUACUUUGGAGUCCAUGUCUAAUGACAGCCAACUUCCUCAACAGUGCAACUCUUUCCUUCACAACAAGGCUGAAUGGAGGUGUGAAAUUGAAGCAACACUUGAGAGACUUAAGAAGCUGGAGAGAGAUCUGAGUACCAAAGAGCAGGAGCUGAAAGAGCGUGAGCGCCGUUUAAAGAUGUGGGAGCGCAAACUCAUUGAACAGUCCAACAGCCCGUUGCUGCCCACCCUUGACAUCUACACAUGGACAGAGGAGCAUGUGUAUUUCUGGAUGCAGCAAAUGUUUGGCGCAGGGGAGGGCACGUGUGGCAUGCAACUGUAUGCAGACCUAUUUAAAGAAAAUCAUAUCACUGGAAAGAGGUUGCUGUUGCUGACAGAAAAUGACAUGCGGGACAUGGGGGUGAAGUCCAAAGGUCACGCUAUGCACCUCAAGUUUGAAAUUGAAAAGCUAACGAACGAUUACCUCGGGUUAGUCCACUUCCCACCUCUGCUGAAGGAUGAGGUGGAAAAAGAAGUGGAGAGGAAUAAAAUCAUAAAUCUGGAGCUGGUGUUUGGGUACCACUGGAAACCAGGAACUGGGAAGUCUGACUGCAAAUGGAAAAUGUACAUGGAACUUGAUGGAGAUGAUGUCGCAGUAACCUACAUCAAAGAUGUCAUCUUUAAUGCCAACCGGCAGGAUGUUGAAAUCCUGCGGAUGACUAAGCCUCCUUUUGUGAUGGACAAAUGGAUCGUUGGAACACAGCAGAACCAGAAAGUGGACUACACGGUCAACUAUGAGAAUGAUGUCAAGUCACCAAAGUCUACCAGAUACAGCAGCCCAGUGACGUGGAGUCACAGUGGGGGACAAGAUGAGAUCAAAACAGUGGAGCUGGUCAUCGAAACAACACCGGCUAACAUUGACUACAGCCCCAUGGACAAGUCUAACUCUGGCAUUGAUCCCACAUGGAUGCACAACGUAAGGCAGAGGCAGCUGAUGACCCAGAAAUCCCUGAAGACGACUGCUCCUCUGACUGCCUUCACUAGCUCUGACGCCUGCACUCUGCCUCAGUUCCUGUCUGCACAUGAGAGCCAGGGGUUUUCUUAUGCUGCAGCUGUGCGCCGCUCUCCAAACCGCGUUCGUGUAUCGCCUUGGAAUGACUCACGGAGCUCUUCGCCAACUACCAGCCUGUCGGCCAAACUCUCCUCGCUUCAUCUUGGGUCAAAGGGCAGCAGCCCCUCCAGCACCACGUCAGAGAGCACCUCAGAGAGGGAACGGGAGCGCCCACUCAGUGCCGGAGUGGUGCAAGAUCAUCGCAGAAACCGCUAUUUUGGUAACACAUUAACUGUGGGAGAGGGGCAGGGUAGGGGGCACGCAUGGACCAAUACUAGAGGUAACUAUAUUCAUAAUAAAACCAGCAAAACCUCACGACAGCCAGGGAGGCCACGGUCCAACAGUUACAGUGUCACACCACAGAACCGCCCCUCCAUGAUACCAGGUAUAUUGUCUGUGACAGAAAGCCCCAGCGAGGAAAAAGAUGGGGCCAAAGCCAGUGAAGGAGGGUGGAUCAAAGUGGAGCGACAGAAAAGAUUACCACGUCAGGACAAUAAACAAGUCAGAGGUCGACCGAGGAGAGGGGGCAGGGGAGGGCGUGGAGCUGGAGCUGGUGGAAGAUCUUAAUGUGGGACACACAUGAACUGACAGCCUCUUGACAUGUCAUGAGCUGGAAAGGUUUUACAUUAGAAUUAUGUCUGCAUACAAAAAUGAACUGCUUGUGGUAAAAGAAUUACACUGAUAUUGAUGAUGUAUAUAUGUACGAACAUAAGGUUUUAUUUUUUAGAAACUGGCUCCUGUCAGAUUGAUAUAAAUGAUUUAUUAUUAUUAUAAAAUUGGACAAUUCAGUCCCCAUUAUUUACUUUCUUUCUUCCAUUAAAUAGCAGAUUGCAAUUUAUUUAUCAGCUUGCUUUCUCUGAAGAAAUCAAGUAAACCUUUUUAAUAUCCAUAACUAAGAAAAUAUUAACAUUUCUCCAAAUCUAUACUUUCUGAGUUGCCUCAUUAAUGUCUGUCUUUCUUUGGAGUACGUUUGGCACAGAGAUAUAGAAUGAUGAUGAUUAUGAUGAUGAUAAUGACAAGAAUGGUCAUACAAGAUAAGAUGAGAUAUGCCUUUAUUAAUCCACAGCAGGAAAAUUUGGUUGUUGCAGCAGCAAAAGAACAUAAGUAUAGAGAAAGUUAAAAAUAUUUAAAAAAUAAGAAAGAUUAUGAAUAUCUAAAUAAUAACAGAAAUUAUAAGGGAGAGUGUAGAAGAGCAAUAAGAACAAGCGUCAGAAAUACUUGAUUGUUGUUGAUUUAAACAUUGAUGUUACUUUCGCUAUGAUGCAAAGCAUAAGAAAUCAUAAGAAAGCAGAAAUAAGUGGUAUGAAGAAAAUGCAUUAUUAUAAAAUGUUUAACACUAAUAUGUAAAAAUAUUAAGAAUUUUAAAAAUAUAUAUGUUAAGUAUGUAAUGUGAGUAAUACAGACAAAAAAUGACAAGGCAAACAUGACAGUGGCUGGAUGUGAUUAGAAGCACCAAUGUUAGCAAGGUAUAGAUAGGCCUAGUUUAUGAUAGAAACAGCAUACACCAGACCAAUAAUGUUAUAAAGUAAUAUUACUCAGUGUUUGUCUAUAUAUUAAUAUAAUGAUGAUGAUGUACAGCAUAACAGCAUAACAUUAACAUUGUAAUAUAGUAGGGCAAAUAAGAUAUAGCAUGAGUACAUUUUACUAGUGCAAACCUUUUAGUCUCAUGUGCCCCACCCUUGUUUUUAUGUUCAUACUUCAUAUCCACUUCCUGUUGGCAUCAUCCUGUUUUUGUCUUAUCUAAUUUUUAUUUUCAGUGUUAAGUGCCAUCUUUUCUUAUUAUUCCCAUUUAUUCCACUUUAUUAAAUUAAAUUCUCAUAUA
This is a messenger RNA of Plectropomus leopardus (leopard coralgrouper), 3858 nucleotides long. RefSeq names its product mitogen-activated protein kinase kinase kinase 20a (gene map3k20a). Gene Ontology annotation, biological process: protein phosphorylation. Gene Ontology annotation, cellular component: cytoplasm. The record is from RefSeq and is a predicted model, not a curated record. Gene Ontology annotation, molecular function: protein binding; MAP kinase kinase kinase activity; ATP binding. Lineage: Eukaryota; Metazoa; Chordata; Actinopteri; Perciformes; Serranidae.